Hyphopichia burtonii NRRL Y-1933 is the source of this 1444-nucleotide messenger RNA. RefSeq names its product beta-1 tubulin (gene TUB2). The record is from RefSeq and is a predicted model, not a curated record. The coding region runs from base 53 to 1444 and encodes 463 amino acids. Gene Ontology annotation, cellular component: microtubule; cytoplasm. Lineage: Eukaryota; Fungi; Ascomycota; Pichiomycetes; Serinales; Debaryomycetaceae. The transcript is spliced from 3 exons. Gene Ontology annotation, molecular function: GTPase activity; GTP binding; structural constituent of cytoskeleton. Gene Ontology annotation, biological process: microtubule cytoskeleton organization; mitotic cell cycle.
CUUGGUUCAGCAUACACUCCGCUUUUAGAACUUAUAGUAACUAGUAAUUAGAAUGAGAGAAAUUAUUCAUUUGUCUACCGGUCAAUGUGGUAAUCAAAUUGGUGCAGCUUUUUGGGAAACCAUUAACGGUGAACAUGGAUUAGAUAAUGAUGGGAAUUAUCACGGUACUGACGAACUUCAAAAAUCCAAAUUGAAUGUUUAUUAUAAUGAAGCAUCUUCUGGUAAGUACGUUCCAAGAGCCGUUUUGGUUGAUUUGGAACCAGGUACCAUUGAUAGUGUUAAAUCGUCCCAUAUUGGUAAUUUAUUUAGACCAGACAAUUUUAUUUUUGGACAAUCCUCUGCCGGUAAUGUUUGGGCAAAAGGUCAUUAUACUGAGGGGGCUGAAUUGGUUGAUUCUGUUUUGGAUGUAGUUAGAAGAGAAGCUGAAGGUUGUGAUUCUUUACAAGGUUUCCAAAUUACCCAUUCUUUAGGUGGGGGUACUGGUUCUGGUAUGGGGACUUUACUUAUUUCUAAAAUUAGAGAAGAAUUCCCAGAUAGAAUGAUGGCUACUUUUUCAGUUGUUCCUUCUCCAAAAGUUAGUGAUACUGUUAUUGAACCUUAUAAUGCUACUUUAUCUGUUCAUCAAUUAGUUGAAAAUUCCGAUGAAACUUUCUGUAUUGAUAAUGAAGCUUUAUAUAAUAUCUGUCAAAAAACUUUGAAAUUACCAACUCCAAAUUAUGCUCAAUUGAAUAGUUUGGUUUCAAGUGUUAUGUCUGGGGUUACUACUUCUUUACGUUAUCCUGGUCAAUUAAAUUCUGAUUUAAGAAAAUUGGCAGUUAAUUUAGUUCCUUUCCCAAGAUUACAUUUCUUCAUGGUUGGUUAUGCUCCUUUAACUGCUCUUGGUUCUACUUCUUUUAGAUCUUUAACCGUUCCCGAAUUAACUCAACAGAUGUUUGAUUCUAAAAAUAUGAUGGCUGCUUCUGAUCCAAGAAAUGGUCGUUAUUUAACUGUUGCUGCUUUCUUUAGAGGUAAGGUUUCAGUUAAAGAAGUUGAUGAUGAAAUGCAUAAAGUUCAAACUAGAAACGCUGAUUAUUUCGUUGAAUGGAUUCCAAAUAAUGUUCAAACCGCCGUUUGUUCUGUUCCUCCAAAAGAUUUAGAUAUGUCUGCUACUUUUAUCGGUAAUUCUACUUCUAUUCAAGAAUUAUUCAAAAGAGUCGGUGAUCAAUUUAGCGCAAUGUUUAGAAGAAAAGCUUUCUUGCAUUGGUAUACUUCUGAAGGUAUGGAUGAAAUGGAAUUCACCGAAGCUGAAUCAAAUAUGAAUGAUUUAGUUAGUGAAUAUCAACAAUAUCAAGAAGCUGCUGUUGAAGAUGAAGAAGAAUUGGAUUACGCUAUGGCUCUUGCAAUCCUUUUUUUAAUUCUUGAUGUUGAUAUAUAUGUAUCUACUAUUCCUUCUUUUAUAACUUGA